AUGAUGCGUGCUGAGCACUCGGCAUUGUCUGCUGACAUUGCGUGCAGAGCGCAGCUCCAUUCGGAGUAUAGGAGCACUUACCGUUGGCAUGAAUUUACGGGCAAUUCGAGACCAGAGGUUGUGCGUCGUGCCCCAGCGCCGAAUCCAAGUCAAUUUGUUGGUCCAACGAACGAGCCGCCAUUGCCGCGCCGAAAAAAAUGUCCUGAAUUGGCUUAUAAAUCGCACGAGUUUAUUAUAGGAUCGGAGUAUACAGAUGCUCGCCGCGAUAAUAGUGCGUACCGGUCGGCAAGGUCGGAGGAGCGAGGAACACCUUCACGUCGAAGCAAAUCGGAGGGUCCUCCCGUUGUGCCCAAUGGACGCGCCUAUUCUGCUGCAAAGGAAAUCGAUGGAGGCACAAGUAAACAGGCGGGUGAGUCAAAUGGCCUAUUGAAAAAGACUAUCACAAAAUUGAGCACUGAGUAUCGCCUGCAAUUUGUUUGGCCCAAUGUGCGACGGAUUAAGGGCGCCGGCGCCGAUUCAACAGCAAGGGCCGCCGCCGGCGAUUAUCCGAGAAAGUCAAUAUCAUUGGGCGCGAUCCGAUCGGGUGGUCAGGGCCAAUCCAUGCACAGCCACACACAUCAAUAUCAAUCGAUGGGUGGCGGCUUGCCAACGGUGCAUAAAAAACGUACAACAAAUCAGAAAGAAGCUACUCUACAUGAGCUGGAACCGUUGGUUAGCGAUACGGAUGAUAGAAAACCAUAUGAGAAACAAGUGAAUUUUGCGGAUCGCAAAAUUGUCGCACGUCCGUUUUCACAAGCAAUUGAUCAGGAGCGUAUCAACCACUUCAUAACGAAAAAAGAGAACUUCGGAUUUGCUGAUGCCAAGGACAGUAGUCAACAGGCAGCACCUGUUGGAGGUGAUGAUGGCCAAAUUGUUGUGAUGAAUGGCACAGCACCCCCGCACUCAAAACCGAAUUUGGACUUGUGGUUCAAGGAGAUGGUUGAAUUGCGUAAAAAGGCUGGCGAAUAUAAGUGUCGUGGCUGGGGAAUGGAAAUUGAUCCGGACCUUUAUAAGAAACAACGAGAUCUUUGGGAUCAGGUUUCAAAGCGUAGCUCACUAUCAGCACUGUCUUUGGCCUCAUCUGUGCAUAGACCCAUUACUAAGGAGGAAAAAGAACAAGAGAACAACAAGAAAUCAACACCAUUGCAAAAAACCCCACAAUCACACAAGCCACGAGUUCCCGGGCAAUCCUACUUGAUUGAUAAUAAGGAUGAGAUAUCAGCACUGCCAGCACGUUUCAGCAAUAUACGCCAUCAUUUGGAGCGUACAACGGGUCCGGUAGAUGUUGAGGAAGGCGCACUUUUGCCGUCGCCAACACGUGAGAAAUUAAUGCCAGCUAUAACCAAGCGAGAGUCCGAAUCUCAACGCGGCAGUCCCAAGAAGACCGCGCUCUCGCGCCAUGGCUCCCCCCAGAAGGGCAGUCCACAGAAGGGCAGCCCCAAGAAAAUACUCAAAACACGCUCACAAUCUGUGGGUCCUGGCGUUGCUGAGAAUGAGUCACCUAAGCGUCAAAUACGCUCGGCCAGUCAAGCGCCAACGACCCGUAAAAAGAUAGUGACUACGCCAUCUGCGACAUCGGCCGGAACUGAACGUAAGGCACGCCCAUCUACCCUAUCCACAACAUUCCAAUCCCGCAUUAAAAGUAGUUCCCUACCACCGCCUAUCGGUAAAGUAGCCGCAGCGCCAAGAAUAACAGCAGCAACAGAAUCAAUAACAUCAGCAACAGCUGGUUCGGCUCGUACCGCAGCAGCAACAGCAACAUCUAAUGCUAAUCAGGCUAAUCAAUCACAACUAUCACAAACCAAGAGUGGGAAUAAAAUUGCAAAAUCAUCACCAUCACCAUCAUCAUCAUCGUCAGUGCAACAAAAGCAGCAGCACCAUCAGGCUCAAAAGCAACAACAGCAACAGCAAAUGCGUAAGAAAGAGAAAGAUAGAACGAAUAUUAGCUGCAUUGGUCUUGUUAGUAAUGUUGGCUCUAGUAGCGAUAGUAGUGCAAAUAGUGCGAAGCAUCAACAAAAUAAACAAAAGCAAAUACAGCUACAGAAAGAACAACAACAACAACAACAACAGCAACAGCAAAAACAAGAACAGCAACAAAAAUUAGAAGCUGCAACAGCAGCAGCAACAAACACAGCAGCAACAACAACCGCAUCAGUUCCAUCAACAGCAUCGAUAGCUACAUCGGCACCACCGACCCGACCUGCCACCAUCAACAUCAAACGCCUAACGGUACCAGGUCAGGAUAAAAAAUUGGCUGAAAGCGACUCCGAAGAUGGACGCGAGACAGCGAUUUCAAUUUCCAGCUGCAGUCCACAGCCAGUGCCCGAGGUGCCCGAAGAGCCAUUGGUAAAAUCGCCCCCAGAGCCCACAAGGGUCAAGUCGCCGGAACAGAUUAUAAUGCGCUCUCCCGAUCCAGUAAACUGGACGGUGCCCUUGGAUACUGGCAAGACAUUUACGGUUACACAAAACGUCAAAGAGGGCGAGAACUACAGCCGACCUCAAAGCGAGAUAAAGGCAUCGACACCGGUGGAGAAGCCACCGCCGCCACCACAAUCGGCACCGCCACAAUUAACCGAACAGGCUAAAAUGGACGCCUGGAAGGCCAACAGUAGCGGCGGAAGCCCAACCACAAGCGCAGCUGCCUAUGGCAAAACAUUGACGCCCAUUUACACGCAGCCCGGAAUGGCUGUGCGCUGUGAGAGCACUAGGCCGGAGCCGGCCAUGCCAUCAUCAUCAUCAUCAUCCUCAGCGACUGCCACAAACACGGCGUCCACAGCUCGCACCACAGCUGCUGAUGUUCUGGAGAAGGCUCGUGACCGCUUUGAUCGUUUUUGGGGUGGCACCAGUGCCAAUACCAGCAAGGAGGAGAACGUUUAAAUUAGAAGAAAACUAAAUAUUUCAAGUGCAAAAUGUUUUACUCAAAAUCAACUCAAAUUCAAGUUACCAUAAGCUUUACUAUAUAAUGUAGCCUUAUAUAUGCACUCCAUACGUACUCUGACUCUCUAAACCCAAUUAUGCUCUGGUUUUUGUAGCUUGAGCUUGUCAUCUUCAGGUUUGCCGUGUUAAAACCCUAAUAAAGUUGGUUUCAAGACUAAUUCCAUCAAUUUCCAUAGAAAAAGUCGCUAUAAUUUGCAUUUUUUGUAUAUUAAGCUCAUUUUAAAUAUAUUAGAGAACAAACCAAUUUUUGGUAGUUGAAAAAUAAAUGCAGUCCUAUUUUUCAACACGUCUUUGAUUUUAAACUAUCUACUGUCUAAAUGUCGACUAUAUCUCUUUGCUCCAAGUUGUUGUUGCAUGUAUGAAAGAGUUUUAUUUAAAGCAUUGCACAUUUAUGUAAACAAUGUAAGAAUUUUACUUUCACUGCCUACCCCAGAGAAUAAACAAGAAUUUUUGCAAAAAACCUUGCCAGUUUUAUAGAGUUCAGCAUCAGAAAAAAUUAGCUAUACUCGAAAAGCAAUAAGCAAUUAAGAAAAAUAUUAAAAAAAAACAAUAAUAGAAGGACAAAAUCACCGCAGAGACCCGUCCAAAAGACAACUAAAAAAAAAUAAUUAAUUGCAAACAGAGAUGUGUUUUAGAUAAAACUAAAAACUUUUGUAAUGCCAUUAAUGGAAUAAUAGAGAAAAAGUUAGAACGAAGCAUAUAUUGGGUAAUGCAUAAGGUGAUCUAAGCUUAAUUUAAUGAUCCGGCAAAUAUGUUAAACGUAUACAUAGAUGUUAGCAUAGUAUAUGUGAGCUCUAAAUAAAUAGAUUUUGCACAUGAAUUAAUUACUGAUGAUAUGAAACUAAUAAUAUUUUAAGAAAACAAAUUCUUUUGGCAAUGAUAAUUAUGAAUCAUAUACAUACAAGCACACACACAUACACAAACACACACACAAAGGUAUAAAGCGUUAUAUACGAAUAUGGGUACGUUUUGCGAACGUGUUAGCUGAAAAUAUAUUAUAUUUAAAAUGUGGAAUGAAUUUGCAACUUACAUACAUGUGUAUCAAAUAGUCCUAUGUAUAAUCGAUAUAUUAAAAACCCAACUUGUUUCAGUACUUAAAGAAGUCUGUUUACAUUUUGAAAAUGAGAUCGAUUAAAAUGCUUGCAAGGUAUCAGACAGCAGCAGCUGCACUAAACUUAAAUCCGAAGAUCAUAGCACUUGUACCUCAAUAUCUUAAAUAUGUAAACAGCGUUUUUGAUUUUCUCUGAGUACAAAUUAAUCAUAUUUAAAAAGUUAUACUCACGAUUAUUAUAUAUUUGCAUUCUAAGUUGGCUUGAUAGCUAGUGGUUUUGGCUAUUUAUUUAGUCCUGAAGACUAAACCUUGGUAAUGUGUAUUAAGCCAUAGUAAUAACUGAAGAUCAUACUUUACUCCAUUAUGUUUGCGACUUAUUUCAGCAUUGAGCUUAAUUGUUGCUUAAAAUCAAAACAAAUUACAUACUUUAAAAUAUGGGCAGCUUAAAUUAAGUUAAGCCACAGUAUAUUUAUUAAACAGUUAAAUAUGUAUUUUUAUAUGCUUUACUUUUGCAUUAGUGAAGCCUGUCACGGUUAGUUGAUAAUGUUGAGUUGAAAACAUAAUCUAAUAGUAAAAAAAGAAAAAAUAAAUGUUAUCCAGUGUCUACAACGUAACAAUAUAUGUUUAUUUCUUCAUUUCGUGCAUCUAUAUUAUUCAAAUAGUGCUUAUCACCAAACGAGUAAACAAUUCAAAAGUUUGACAUGAUAACAUGACAUGACGCAUAAUCUGAUAUUGGAUUAUUGGAAUGCAGACGUUUUUUCAAUUGCAGUCAGAAAAAAAAUUAAACUCAAUUUAAUUUUAAAAAUCACACACUUAAUGCAAACUCUAAUAUGAAUUAUCAUAAGAAAAAAUUUGAUAUAUAUUCUAGCUUGUUUACAACAUUAAAAAUGUAUACAAUUAAUUUAAAAGCAUCACAAAUUAGGCAAAUAAAUCUUUGAGCUAUGAGUCAACUCCUAAUAAAAGCUAUAAACAAUAUUUAUUGUUUAUUGUUUAUAUCUCUAUACAGAAAGUUUUAUGAAAUGUAUUAUUAAAGCCUAAAAUGCCCACGACUUUUAAGAAGACAACAAAUACACGCCAUUAAUAUUUAAAUAGGUAUGAAAUAAACAAGCUAGGAGUUAAAGUUGGACGCUGUCAACUUUAUAUACACUUUGACAAUAAAGAUGUAACUCGCAUAAGGAGAUAUAUGCAAUCAAGCAUGCGACUGCAUGGACUUGUUCCAGAUGCAUCAGUUAAGAAUAUUGGAACUGAAAUGUUUUCAAAAAUUUUUUUCCGAUCGGUUCGAGAGAUCUUGUUGCUCAUACAUAUAUACAGACAGGCAGACAGACGGACGAAUAGGCCGAUAGAAUAAAAAUGUCAAAGUGUAUAAUAAUAAAUCUAAUCGAUAAUUUUCCCGGAAAUUAGGCACACCAAGUAGCCUUCAGAAUACAAGUAAAAAGUCAAAGAAAUGGAUGUAACAUAACUUAUGUGCAUGAUCCAACCUAAUAACAAACCUACAGAAAGUGUAAAACUAACAAAUGAUGGUUAAAAAUAAUAUUAAACAAUUGUAUGAAUAAUUCAAAUAGUAAAACAAUUGUAUGAAUCAAAUAAAGAAAAUGCAUGAG
This is a messenger RNA of Drosophila busckii, 5628 nucleotides long. Its product is annotated as alpha-protein kinase 1. Gene Ontology annotation, biological process: negative regulation of centriole replication. Lineage: Eukaryota; Metazoa; Arthropoda; Insecta; Diptera; Drosophilidae. The coding region runs from base 1 to 2916 and encodes 971 amino acids. The record is from RefSeq and is a predicted model, not a curated record. The transcript is spliced from 15 exons. Gene Ontology annotation, molecular function: microtubule binding.